ACGUUUCUGCCACUAAUUAAUUCUCACGAUAUUUUUUCCCAAGCCAAUCGCCUCAGCUACCCCAGAGUCUCUCCUGUCCAAAACCCGUAAGCGCCCGAAACAGAACGCCUCCUCCUGCCAAGCAGGUACCUUCAUCUCAGUACCACUUCCGAUUGCGGCCAAGUGCCUGUGUGUCAUUUCUUUACGUGAAGCGUUGAAGUUUGUCUUGAACUUCAACCUCGCCAAAUUUAUCAAGCAACCGACUUUCAUCCUCAGCCCAUCGUCCAUAAAAUUGCAAUCAUGUCCACGCCUGAUGCUUCUGCUCUCCAGGCUGACGACGUUCGCGUCCUCGGCCAGGAUCCCCUCAUCCCCCCCGCCUUGCUCACUGCGGAGAUUCCCAUGACGCAAAAGGCUGUCGACACAGUGAUCAAGGGAAGAAAUGACGCCGCCGAUAUCAUCAUGGGCCGCAGCGACCGUCUGCUCGUUGUCGUCGGUCCCUGCUCCAUCCACGACCCCGAAGCUGCCCACGAGUACGCCGCUAAGCUCAAGGUUCUCGCUGACAAGCUCGGCGACGAUCUCUGCAUUGUUAUGCGCGCCUACUUGGAGAAGCCUAGAACUACUGUCGGCUGGAAGGGUCUGAUCAACGACCCCGAUAUCGACUCUUCUUUCCAGAUCAACAAGGGUCUGCGUGUGUCGCGCCAGCUCUUUGUCGACCUUACCACCGCUGGCAUGCCCAUUGCUAGCGAGAUGCUUGAUACCAUCUCUCCUCAGUUCUUGGCCGACUGCAUUUCCGUCGGUGCUAUUGGUGCCCGCACUACCGAGUCCCAGCUGCACCGUGAGCUUGCCUCUGGCCUUUCUUUCCCCGUUGGCUUCAAGAACGGCACUGAUGGCAACCUCGGCGUCGCCAUUGAUGCCAUCGGCGCUGCCUCCUCUAAGCACCACUUCCUCGGUGUAACAAAGCAGGGUCUUGCUGCCAUCACACGCACAAAGGGUAACCCCCAUGGUUUCGUUAUCCUCCGUGGUGGAACUCGCGGCCCCAACUUUGACAAGGAGAGCGUCCAGGCUGCGAAGAAGACCCUCCAGGACAAGGGCCAGAAGAGCGCUAUCAUGAUUGACUGCUCGCAUGGCAACUCUCAAAAGAACCACAACAACCAGCCCAAGGUUUCCAAGGUGGUUGGUGACCAACUCCGUGAGGGCGAGAAGGCUAUCAUUGGUGUCAUGAUUGAGUCCAACAUCAACGAGGGCAACCAAAAGGUCCCUGCUGAAGGCCCUGCUGGCCUCAAGCGCGGUGUCAGUAUUACUGAUGCCUGUGUUAACUGGGAGACCACUGUCACUGUUCUUGAGGACCUUGCCGACGCUGUUCGCGCUCGCAGAGCCAUCAACGGCGACUCCCCCAAUGAAGACGCUCAGGUCACUUCUAUUGAAGAGGACUAAGCGGUGUACUAUUUUACGUGAGAAUCCCAAUUUCCGGGAUUUUGAAGCGCAGCGGGUGGCGGUGCCGACCUGGGUAAUGAGAAAAAGAAGACAAAAGUUGACGUCUAAAAUGAGCAUUUGGCCCCGACAGUUGGAGGGGUUUGUAUCUGUCGAUGGGAUGUUUCGGGUAUAGAAUCAUAGGGCAUUUGUGUCUUUUUGAAUGAGCAAACAUAACGACUUUCUUGUGUCAAUUUUAUACCACCCUCUUCAUUAAAAAAAGGAGUCCUCUAACAAAUCUUGUAAAUCUUUAACCGAACGCCGUGCAACCGAUAAAUAUACAUUAACAUCAUUGAACUGCUACUGGAGCAUAGCCAACACCUGCCUGCAGUGUAGAGGCCCUGCCUUCGCGGUGUUCCAACACUCUUUUGAACGCAGCAUAUCCAAGCAGGCCGAGCGUGCCGAUAAUGAAGCCCCAAACCAUAAUCUUAUCCUUAUUACUGUCGCGCUGGAAACAAAGAGUGAAGACAUCCUCCUCGGUCGCUUUCUUGCAAAUCGCGAGACCCUGAUUCAGACAAAAGGCUUUGGUGCAAUCUGAGCAUGAUGUCGAUGGCGUUCGAGCAUUGAGGCCAGCGUCUGCUGAACCUAGCGAUACUGGAUCGGAUA
Messenger RNA from [Torrubiella] hemipterigena, 2055 nucleotides. The record is from the annotation of a GenBank genome assembly. Lineage: Eukaryota; Fungi; Ascomycota; Sordariomycetes; Hypocreales; Clavicipitaceae.